AUGUCUUCAAAAGAUAAACAAAGUGUUAAGAGUGAUAAGUCUAAGGACAAGAAGAAGAAAUCUACUAAAUUGGACAAGAAGGAUUCCAAGAUUCUACCUCCUCCUCCUGACAAUGAUCAAUAACUACUUAUUGCGAGAGUAAUUAGUAGGAGUGGAGACAAGGAAAGCAAAAGCUUGGCCAAUUGCGAUGAGGAUCCAUAAAUGUAGACAUUCAACAAUAAUAAUGGCAAUUUCUAAACUAGCAAUUAUUCGUAGCAACAUAAUCAAUAUGAAAAUUACCCUACUGUCAAUAAGAAUAAUAAUCAAUUCAGAACCAAUAAAUUUAUGACUGAUCAAACUGCUUAUCCAUAACAAUACCAAGACAAUUUCUAUUAAAAAAGUGCACAACAAUAUCAAGAUCAAUAUUAUUCACCCAGUUACACAUAACCCUAUUAUCCAAAUCAAUAGUUUACAUAAUAAGCUACCUUCGAUUAUAGAUAAGAAAGAAUGAAGGAUCAAGUUAACUAGAGUUUGAUACCGAAAAGAUCUGAAAUUCUGGAAUAAGUCUCAAAGAUAGAUAACAGAAUAGAUGAAAUCAAAUAUCAAUCCUAAAAAAUAGAGAGCAUUACCAGAGAAGAAUGCGAGAUGAUCAUCGAUAAAUUAAAGAGUGUUGAAACUCAGAAAUUGCAAAUGUUGUAUCAUGAUAAGAAUGAAUUGCUUAGAGACAUCGAUUAAAUUGAUGCUCUGCAAUAGAGAAUCUCAUAGUUGUAAGAUUUCAACUCUCAAAAGAACAUAGACUUAUUUGAAAACAUAGAAAGAUUGAGUAGGAAAAGGAUCAAAAAAUAGAUUGAAAUCUACCCAGAUGAUUUGCCUUAGGAUUUGAUUCAAUUUAGAUAAUUGCAAUAGUAAAAUUAGAUGCUCCAGAAAUUGAUGGAUUUCAAGAAUGAAGUCAUUUGGAAACUCUUUAAUGAUUCCUAAAUAGAAAGUAAGCGGAUCAGAGAGGAAUUGGAAAGACAAGCAAAUCAAGAAUUUCAAGAGUGGUACAACAUUGUGGAUCAAUACUAACAAGAAUUGAAUAAGUACAAAUUACAAUGCACUUUUUGUGGAAUAAACUUUGAUUAUUAAUUGAUUAAUUCUGAUUGCAACUCAAAUCAACAGGAUGUUUGUAAGAUAUUGAUUAAUUAAAAAGAAAUCUAAUUCGACUGCGAAUAGAAUCCGCCUGAAUAAUUCUUGGGUACUCGACGACACUUUUUUAGUAAAAGUAGGUAGAUGUAAUAAUCGUAAAUUUAAAUGGAAGACAAUAAAGUAUGA
This is a messenger RNA of Paramecium tetraurelia, 1290 nucleotides long. RefSeq lists its product as uncharacterized. The transcript is spliced from 4 exons. NCBI's taxonomy places the organism in Eukaryota, Ciliophora, Oligohymenophorea, Peniculida, Parameciidae. The record is from RefSeq and is a predicted model, not a curated record.